AUGAUGGAACAAUAUGAAGAUCCAUUUAUGGAUACAGAUGAUAAUAUAUAUGGAGAUAGUGAUAAUGAUUGGUUUAAGAAUAUAAGUGAAUCGGAUUUGAAGAAAAUAAGUGAUCAAUAUGUAGAAUAUUUGAGAUUUAUUAAGGAUAAUUGGUCAUCAUGUCAUGCUUCAAAGAUAUUAAAUAAUAAAUUAAUUAGAUAUAUUACUCCUAGAUUUAGGCAACUAUCUGCUCCGUUAAGGGUUAGAAUAUUAACAUCAUUUCUAUAUAUAAAAGAACAUUUGAGAUUAGAAUGUCAAAAACAAUUAUUAAAAAUACUUAAAUUCUCCGAAACUGAUGCUAAUGAAUGGGUUAGAAAAAUGGGCAAAUUAGUGAAACCAUAUAUAAAUACUGGAAUGAUUGAUUUAAGACUUAUUGAUACAGAAACAGCAUUUCGUAUUAUUACAUUUCUUGAUGAAAAAUUAUUGGAAUCUGGAUGUGAUGAAUAUAUUAGAAAGCCUGGAAUUGAUGAAGUACAUAUUUGUAAUCCAAAUGAAUUUGAUUUUGAAAAUAAAAAUAAAAACUCAAAAGAUGAUGAAUAUACACUUUAUACACCUAGACAUAAUUUCGAUUUUCUAGGUGAAACUCUAAUUAAAAAAGCUUUAAUUACACUUAAAGAAUCAUAUAAUCAACAAUAA
Theileria annulata is the source of this 675-nucleotide messenger RNA. RefSeq lists its product as uncharacterized. The record is from RefSeq and is a predicted model, not a curated record. The transcript is spliced from 4 exons. NCBI's taxonomy places the organism in Eukaryota, Apicomplexa, Aconoidasida, Piroplasmida, Theileriidae. The coding region runs from base 1 to 675 and encodes 224 amino acids.